This is a messenger RNA of Fusarium verticillioides 7600, 1989 nucleotides long. RefSeq lists its product as hypothetical. Bases 1 to 1989 code for a protein of 662 amino acids. The record is from RefSeq and is a predicted model, not a curated record. NCBI's taxonomy places the organism in Eukaryota, Fungi, Ascomycota, Sordariomycetes, Hypocreales, Nectriaceae. The transcript is spliced from 2 exons.
AUGUCGGAGAGAAUACAGUCAGAUAAACAGCCAGCGGCCAUACCGCAGAGGCUGAAAGACAUGAAGGAAAUGGGGAAGGAUAUUAUUGGAAUCCCCGUCAUCAAGCCACAGCCGGGAACAUUUUCUGGCAUGUUCACUCUUGGAUUUCUGUAUGUCACUUGGGGUAGGCAGAAGUGGCUGGGCCAUACUUUUCAAAUAUACCAUGCCUUUUUAACGGUUGACCUUUCAAAGGGAGAGAACCGAUUCAUAUGGAAGCCCAAGUACGAUCGCCAAGAAUCGUUGCUACGAAUCAAAAGCUGGCUUAGUUCAUCGCCAACCAUAUCAAGAUUGACACCUCGGCUGCCAACAAGGCUGCUUCACUGCCAAUCGUCAGCUAAUCUCGCAGGAGACCCUACAGUUAAACUAGUCAAUACGGUUGGCUUUGACGUAUCUACUCGUUACAUCGCCCUCAGUCAUCGCUGGGGCGCAGGACAACCACUCAUGUUGUUGGAGUCUCUGAGAGAUACAUUCUUUAAGAACAUCCCCUUCGGUACGAUCCCACCAACAUUUCAAGACGCCAUCAGAUUAGCCAAUGCGCUAGACGUUGAGUACAUUUGGAUUGACUCGCUCUGUAUCAUUCAGGAUUCCAAGGAUGAUUGGCAGACAGAAGCUGCACAAAUGGCUUCUAUAUACUCCCUUUCCUAUGUCACAAUCUCCGCCACUGCUGCCCAAGAUUCUGCAGCUGGUCUCAAACAACAACAUCCAAUGCUGAAGCAUCCUUGUGAGAUCAUUCCAUCCUGGACAGGGUUUGAGAAUCAGAUUCCACCUGUGCCUGUGAGGAUUGUGAACAGAUCCGCUUUCUGCGACGCAGUUCUUGCCCAGCCUCUGUUUCGCAGGGGAUGGGUCUUCCAAGAAUGGAUCCUAUCGCCAAGGACCAUCCAUGUCGCUCGAGACCAGCUUUGGUGGACCUCGGCCUCAGAUAUGACUUCUGGAGGGUUUGCCGCAAACGAGACAUGCGAAGGCUUUGACUUUGACGUUCAUCGAGAAUACAUCCAUACGAUGGCUCCGGGGGCCCUGUACUCGAUGGAAAGCCAAAGUGAAGAGAGUCUUCAGCUCGUGUGGCAUAUUUUGCUGCAAGAAUACAUGUCACGCUCACUCACAUUUGAGUCCGAUCGCUUGGUAGCAUUUGCCGGUAUCGCUAGCUUUUACCAGAGUCAUGCGAAGAUUAAAGCAGACUCUUAUCUGGCAGGAAUAUGGCGCCAUGUUCUUCUUCAAGAUCUAUUAUGGACUAUAAGUGAGGGUAGAAAAGUGUCACCGCCACUGAAUUACCGCGCCCCAUCGUGGUCUUGGGCGUCCGUGGAGCCAGCACCAGAUACGAAAAAGCAGUUCCUGAUAGGGAGCAAGGAGAUAAACAUAAAACUAUCAGAGACGGAACAGCCUUGGGUCCGUACAGCCACUGUCAUUGAGGCAUCUGUUGAAAGAAUGGGGUCAGAAUUUGGUUCAGUUUCUGGCGGGUACAUUGUCCUUCACGGGCCAUUGAUCAAGGCUCGUCUCUCUAUGAACACGAUCGAUUUAUCGAAUCACCUCACGGAAAAACAGGCUUUAGAGUUCGUACCAGGCGGAAAGUUGCGAUUUGUUCAAAACCAGGUUACAGUGCCAGGGGGUCCAACUGAGGCAACCAUGGGAGCAUAUACACAUUUGUCGGUGACCAGGGCUUUGCUCGAUGAUGUUAUCCCAACUGUGCUGGCUGAAGAGGUUGUCGAUAUUUAUGUUUCAGUCUUCUACUGCCGCUUUACUCGUGAUGGAAGUCCUAUUGGUGAAGCAUUGGUCCUUGUUAGAGGCAUUGAGAAGGGAGAGUUCCGUCGAAUUGGCCAGGUCAGCAUGACUGGAGAGACCAUAGAGCCCUGGGCUGAGAAUAGGGACUUUAGCAAGUUUGCGCCUCUUACAGACGAGGAAGAAUUCCUCAGUGUGGGGGACCAACCUGGGAUCUACAACUAUCGAAUUCUCUAG